Messenger RNA from Populus trichocarpa (black cottonwood), 1121 nucleotides. RefSeq lists its product as uncharacterized. The coding region runs from base 353 to 940 and encodes 195 amino acids. The transcript has 2 exons. The record is from RefSeq and is a predicted model, not a curated record. NCBI's taxonomy places the organism in Eukaryota, Viridiplantae, Streptophyta, Magnoliopsida, Malpighiales, Salicaceae.
AACCUCCAGCAAUCAUCAAUGUCUUAAAAAUUGGUUAGAUUUAUGUAGAUAAAGGAAAGGAUGUGUUCAUUAGUUUAUAAAAAGUUGUGAAUUCUUGUUCUAACAUACACAUAAAAUAUUAGAAAAGCCAAAACAACAAUCAAAUUCUCUGUUAAAUUUCAUUUCAGAAACACAGCUCUAAAAUCCCAUCUAUCACCAUCUCUCUAAUCUUGCAGAGUUGCAGCCUGUCCUCUCGUCGUACUUCAAAACACUAAACUCGGCUCCUACAAGACAGAAAUAUAUGACCGCCACAGUAUAACUUACCCAAACAAGAGAGAGAGAGAGAGAGAGUAAAGUAGGGACUUGGAUAAAAAUGUUGGAUCCAACAAACGAUAUCCUUCCACCUCCAUCUUCCCCCACCAACUCCUCCAUCUCCUCCUCCGAUCUUGACACCGAGUCUACAGGGUCCUUUUUCCAUGAUAGAAGCACUACAUUAGGUACUCUAAUGGGUGUCACAUUCCCUGCCAUCACUUUCAGAGCACCAUCCCAGCACCGUCACCCCGCCGCAGCCUCCUCCACGGUAACCGCCUCCGCGAACGGUGGAAACCCCAGGAGGAACACCAAGAAGAGAAGGAAUCUGGCGGCUUCUUCGGUGGCGGAGCGGAGGAGGCGGAGGUGGUGGAGCCUGUGCCGGGAUGGAGGGGGGGCUAAGCCGGCCUCUCUGGGUGAAUUUCUGGAGGUGGAAAGGAGGUUCGGUGAUGCCGCCGCGGAGCUUGAAGGCGUGAUGGUGGCAGAGCAGCCGAGGAACGGAGGAGUGAAUGGACGGUUGUUAUUUGCUGAUGGCAGGGUUUUGCCACCUGCAGAUGUUGUUGAUGAUGGUGGGUCAUCAUCGUCAACGGCUGGUGCUCUUUGGCGAUUUCCGGUUUCACUUACAGGGAUCUGCAGUGGUGGCACUGGAUAAUACUAGCAUUUAAAAAUUAUUUAUUGUUUUUCCCUUUUCCUUUGGCUCCUGUUAUUUAGUUUUAUUUUACUUUAGUCCUUGUCUAAUUCGAUUUGUCCCAAAAAAAGAAGUAAUUUUGGCCUUUUGGGGCUUACAUUUGUCUCUAUUCCUUUUGGAAAUAUUCAGUUGGGAUAUUUUUCUU